CAGGGUAUAAUAAAAUUAUAUAGUUUAAUAAGUCAAAUGGCAUGUCGGCAGGCCAACCUGCAUAAUAAAAUUAUAUAGUUUAAUUUUAAAUUUAAUACACAUUACUAAUCUAAUUAAAGCAGGAGUCUAUGAGGAAGGGCAUUUUCAGUGUUUAUUGCAACUCGAUCAAGUGAGAAGAACUACUCCACCAAAAGCUACUAUGGCUGCAGCGACCAAGCUGGAGACAUGGGACGACUACCAGGUGUUCUUGAGCUUCAGGGGGCCCGACACUCGCCAGAGUUUCACCGAUUGCCUCUACAACUUCAUGAUCGAUGCUGGGAUUCGAGUCUUCAGAGACGACGAUGAGCUCUCCAUUGGUCAGCCGAUUGAUACGAUCCUGUCCGCCAUCGAGAACUCCAACAUAUGCAUGCCUGUCUUCUCUCCAACCUUUGCUUCCAGCGCGUGGUGCCUCCGGGAGGUCGCUAAAAUGGUUGAGCUCAAGAAGGAGGUCGUUCCAAUCUUCUUCGGUGUAACGCCUGAUGAUGUUAAGCUCCGGACUUCGGUGUAUGGAAAUUUUAUGGGGAAGCAUGAGUUAAAGUAUGGGAAAGACCAGGUGAAGCAGUGGGAGGAUGCUCUUAAAGAGGUUGCUAAGAUCAAGGGACGCGAAUUAAAAGAGAAAGGCUAUUAUGGAUUCAGUAAAGAGCUCACGAGAGAGGUUCUCAUUAAACUCAGGCCCAACAAGAAACAUGUGCCCAGCAAUUUAAUUGGAAUGGAUGACCAAGUCGAAACUGUGCUGAAGCUGUUGGAUACCAAGUCAAGUGGCAUCCGCCGUGUCGGGAUCUACGGGAUGGGUGGCAUUGGAAAGACAACUCUUGCUGAGAUUCUCUUCAACAAACUCUCAGUAACUUUCGAUUGCUGUGGCUUUCUUCCAGAUGUUCGAGAAUCCUUGAGACGCACUGGUUUAGAGCAUUUGCAAAAAGCUCUGCUUUGCAAGCUUGAACCGAGAUUAAAAGACACAGAUCACAUCGUUGACCCAGUCAAGAUGAUCAGGGAGACAUUUCGAAGAAGGAAGGUGUUAAUCGUUCUUGAUGAUGUUGACAAGAAGGAACAGAUUGAUGGUCUUGUAGGGGAGGCCGAUCACUUUGGUUCAGGAAGUAGGAUAAUUGUUACAACUAGGGACGUCAGAGUAUUGAAAAUCGGAGUUGAAGAAUUUUAUGAGAUGUUCGAAGUGAAGGAAAUGACUUUCAGCCAAGGUCUUCAGCUCUUUAGUCGCCAUGCUUUUAGAAGAGACUCCCCCACACAGGACUUUAUGUCUCUUUCACAACAAGUUGUUAGCUCUUGUCAAGGACUUCCAUUGUCUCUCAAAGUAUUCGGCUCAUUACUAUUGGGAAAAGACGAAAUCAUGUGGAUAGCUACAAUCAGAAAGCUGGAGAAAGUACCUGACCAAGAGGUUCUCAACAAGCUGAAGAUCAGUUACGAAGCCCUUGAGCAUGAGCAGCAGCAAAUAUUUCUCGACAUUGCCUGCUUUUUCAUCAACACUCAAAAAUCCCAUGUGUCUUACAUGUGGGACGCUUGUGGCUUUCAUCCUGCUACAGGGCUAGAUGUCCUCGUUUCUAUGUCUUUGAUUAAGGUUGAUGAAGAUGAUAAACUGCAGAUGCAUGAUCAUCUCAGAGACCUUGGAAGAAAAAUUGUCCAUGAAGAAGGACUGCAAUAUCCCAGAAAGUGCAGCAGGUUAUGGGAGCAGUGUGAGGAAACGAUGAAGAUACUGCAAAAUAAAGAGGGGAAGGAAGCUAUCGUAGGACUCCAUCUAGAGAGACUUCACCCCGAUUCAAUAGAAGAGGUGCUGGCUGGUUUACACAAUGUAAGGUACCUGUCAUUGGAAGCAGCCGAACUCAGCAACAGGUUCAAGCAUCCUCUGCCAGAGCUAAAAUGGUUGUCAUUGCCACGAUGUCCUGCAAGUUUUAAUCCUCAUCAAAUAAACAUAAGGAAGCUGGUCAUUCUCGAAUUGCCACAUAGUUCCAUCAGCGAGAAGUGGAAUGGAUGGAGAUAUAUUCAGAUGGUGCAUUUGAAAGUUCUUGAUCUCACAAACUGCAGCAAAAUGACUUGUACACCAGACUUCUCUGGGACCCCGAACUUAGAGAGAUUGACGCUUUCUCAGUGCACCAAUCUUGCUGAGCUUCAUAGCUCCAUUGUUGAGUUAAAGAACCUGAUGUACCUGGAUCUCAGUGACUGUUCUUCACUUUGUAAGUUGCCUGAAGAAUUAGGUAGUUUGGAGAAUUUGGAGCGACUGUCCUUGCAUGGUUGCACGAGGCUGGAAAAUCUCCCCAAUUCACUUGGGAAACUAACGUCAUUACAUGAACUGGAUCUAUCAGGUAAACCAAAUCCAGACGAAAAUAUCGUGAAUUUAUAUUCCUCAAUAAUGUCUGGGAGCACAAGUUCAAUGGAUCAACAUUUGGAUUGGUCCUCUCUGUCAAAUAUCUAUGAUCAACCAGUUAUGCGUCAGAUUAUAUGUGCUAAAAUCAUCAUGAUCGAAGGUAUGUGGAGAACUUUCCCAAAACUUUGUCUAGAGAAGCUUCCCGACACAUUCAGCCAUCUUAGAGCAUUGACGAAGUUGGAUAUAUCAUAUAUAUCUAUGGGUCACUUACCAGACUCAUUUGGAAAUCUGGAAAACCUAAUAGAACUAAAUGCAAGAUUUACUUCCUUGAGGGUGUUACCUAGAUCAAUAGGAAUGUUGAAAAAGCUUGAAAAGCUUAACUUGGGAGGAAGUGCGUCAUUGCUGAAAAUUCCUGAAGAAAUUGGGGGUCUCUCUAGCUUGAGAACGUUGAGCUUGUUCUAUACAGCAAUCAGACAGUUGCCGUUGACAAUUACUCAGCUUUCUCGUCUCGAAUCUCUAAAUUUAGCUUGUGGUUCACUUGGAUCUCGGGAAAACUCUCAGCGUCAUCCGUUUGAGAAUGCCAACGCUCUACCGACCAGCUUUGUUGAUUUGUCUCAGCUCGAAAUUCUUGAAGUAUGCUGUGAACACUUGAAAUGCAUCCCAAUGCUGCCAUCCAGCUUGCGGCGUCUAGUUCUUUAUGAGUUUAAUCUUGGUGUGAUACUCCCAGAUAUAUCCUACAACAAGAAUUUGGAAUAUCUGUGUCUCAUUUUUUCUGAGGAAGUGUUGAAGUAUCACAAUUUCCCUCAAUUACCAGUAAGUUUGAGGGAACUGCGCAUAUUUUGUCCUGCUACUUUGCCUGAUCUAACAAAUCUGAAGAAUCUCCGGAAGUUUGUGCUAGCGGGAGGAGCGUCGCUAAAAGAGAUUCAAGGGAUUAGGAAAUUGGAAUCACUAGAGGAGCUAGAUAUUUGCGAAUGCGAAUCCUUAGAAUCAUUGGAGAAUCUAUCAGAGUUGAGGAACCUAAAAUGUCUCAGUAUAUUAGGUUGUCCGAAACUCAGGUUCAUUGAAGGACUUGAGAGGUUGCCCCUAGUUCAGAAAGAUGUGCAUCUUGGGGACUGUAAAUGUGUGGAAUGUCUGCCAGCACAGAGUACUAGCCGGCCGGAAUGUCUGCCAGCACAGAGUACUAGCCAGCCGGAAUGUCUACCAGCAGAGAGUACUAGUAGGCCAUCAAGAAGGAGACAACUCGUAUCUUUGGUGGUUUCCAAAUUGUGGAUCCCCCAUUCGGAUCUUCCAUGGUGGAUUCAACAAUAUUUAGAGAGAGGGAACUGAUGAAGGCCACAAAUCGUUGAUUUGACAAUAUUUAGAGAGAGAAACGGGAACUGAUGAAGGUCAGAAAAGAGAAAUGUAGAUCGAGCAAGCAAUCGGUUUCUGAUCAAGCGAGUACCUUCUUUCAAGUAAUUUUAUUUUGAGCUCUACUGCCAGAUUAUUCAUUCGGCAAAACGAAAUGCUCAGCUAACGUUAUGUAUUUCUGAUCAAACUCUUAUAUUUCAGGACUUGGCCGGGAGCUUUCGAGAAGCGCCAAAUAUUUCUUCAAGUUCAGCACUCUAGUAUUGUUCCGGCAUAGGAGAUACAUUAUUAAUUAAUGUCUGUCAGCCUUUUGCUCCAUCACAUUUUAAAGAUUUCGGUCCUUCGCUGAACACUUUCUGAUUUAACUUGUUCGCUUGGUUUUCGCUGACCGUAUGAAGUAUGAAACACUGGAACUUGGGGUAACGUUUUUAGCGACCUGCCUUGAAACAGGGCCCAAUUGAGACACUGUCUCUUUACAUUUCCAUGUGACUCUUUCCAGGUACUAUAUGGGUUACCAA
Molecule: messenger RNA, 4215 nt
Organism: Punica granatum (pomegranate)
Lineage: Eukaryota; Viridiplantae; Streptophyta; Magnoliopsida; Myrtales; Lythraceae
Source: RefSeq, a predicted model, not a curated record